AUGGCGAGUAUGAGGGCAUUCCGAACACUAGCCCGCCCUGCGGGUCGUCUACUUCCAAGACCAGCUACAAGACCGGUAGCCGUAGCGCCAGCAUGUCCCCAGAUCCCCACGGCACCGCCGGUAAUAGCGCUUCAGCGCCACCGGCAUUACGCAACAACCUCAAAUAAGCACCCACAGGGCUUCGAGCCGCCCUCGGCCGGCGACCUGGCCGAGCUGCGCGAGCGCGUGCAGGAGUUCGCGCGGCGCGAGAUCCCCGAGGAGGUGGCCGCGCGCACGGACCGGAGCAACGCGUUCCCCAACGACAUGUGGCCGAAGCUGGGCGAGGCCGGCUUCCUGGGCAUGACGGCCGACGACGAGUUCGGCGGCGUCGCGCUGGGCUACCAGGCGCACUGCGUCGUCAUGGAGGAGAUCUCGCGCGCGAGCGGCAGCAUCGGCCUCAGCUACGCCGCCCACUCGCAGCUGUGCGUCAACCAGCUGCAGCUCAACGGCAGCCCGGAGCAGAAGGCGAAGUACCUGCCGGGGCUGAUCGCGGGGACUAAAAUAGGGGCGCUGGCCAUGUCCGAGUCGGGCGCUGGGAGUGACGUCGUGAGCAUGCGCUCAACAGCGAAGAGGGUCGAUGGUGGAUACGUCCUUGAUGGCACCAAGAUGUGGAUCACGAACGGGCCGGACGCCGAUGUUGUGGUUGUGUAUGCCAAGACGGAGCCUGAGAAGGGGUCCAAGGGCAUCACGGCAUUCAUCGUACAGACAGAGUCUGAAGGCUUCAGCUGCGCGCGGAAGCUCGACAAGAUGGGCAUGAGAGGCAGCAACACAGGCGAAUUGGUAUUCGAGGGCGUCUUCGUCCCGGAGGAGAACGUGCUGGGUAACGUCAACGGAGGAGUCCGCGUCCUGAUGGAAGGCCUCGACCUUGAGCGGCUGGUCCUCAGUGCUGGCCCCUUGGGUAUCAUGCAAGCGGCACUCGACGUUGCGUUACCCUUCUCGCACCAGAGGAAGCAGUUUGGCGCGCCCAUCGCACACAACCAAUUUGUACAAGGAAAGCUGGCCAAUAUGUACACCAAGCUGCAGGCGUCAAAGGCGUACACUUACGCCACGGCGAAGGCAGUAGAUGAGGAGGGUGAGAUCAGGACACAGGACUGCGCAGGCGCUAUUCUUUAUGCCGCAGAGCGAGCCACCGAGUGUUCGUUAGACUGUAUACAGCUUCUGGGCGGCAUGGGCUACGUGGAGGAGAUGCCUGCUUCGAGGUUAUUGAGAGACGCCAAGUUGUACGAAAUAGGUGCCGGGACAUCGGAGAUUCGUCGCAUGGUAAUUGGUAGGGCGUUCAACAAGGAGUAUGCCCGUCUCGGUGCAUGA
This is a messenger RNA of Anthostomella pinea, 1347 nucleotides long. Lineage: Eukaryota; Fungi; Ascomycota; Sordariomycetes; Xylariales; Xylariaceae. The record is from the annotation of a GenBank genome assembly.